Strongylus vulgaris is the source of this 726-nucleotide messenger RNA. The record is from the annotation of a GenBank genome assembly. NCBI's taxonomy places the organism in Eukaryota, Metazoa, Nematoda, Chromadorea, Rhabditida, Strongylidae.
AUGGUCUGCGCAGAACCUAGCGAUUUUGUACCGCAGUUGUAUACGUGGGCAGCAAAAGAUAACUCAAAUGAGCUCUUACGAGCCUACUCAUUUGGCCUUUUGGCGUCUGCACUUGAAGCGCAAGGAAAUGCACACAAAUACCGACUCAAUAACAUCGACCUGCUCCCGGUUGCACUUCGAAGACUUGCAGAGUUGAAGACUCGUAUGUUUGAGGAACGUGCUUUGGCCGAGCAACAAAACGCUACAAAUGGGGAAGACCAACAUCGCAGCGAUUCUCCGGGACCUUUCUCGAAUGUGAAUGGUUUGGACACAGAAGAGAUGAGUUCAGAUGGUCAGGCUGGUGGCAAUUCUAGCAAUGAGAACACGAGGUUGAGCGGAAAAAAGACAGAAGACCCCGUUGCACUCACUGCUCCGAGACCUAGAGCGCCUUCCCUUCGUGUCCAACCACCCGCAGCUCCUACUAGAGUCAGUCCUGAUGGUUCCCCUCCACCGAAGAAAAAGAAGAAGAUGUCAAAGAAUGAGCGGAAAACUCCAGUUGAGAUGGUCAAAGUACCAUCACUUGCAUCGCUACAUAAUUUUGAAAAUAGCAACAGUACUUGGAAUGUGAUGCAACCCUAUGUCAUAGGUACUCAUAAGAUAUAUCCAUUGUCUAUCACAAUGCAUCAAAGGCUUAUCCUGCAGUACCUGAUUCCGACAGGAGAGUACCAAGAUGUGAGCUUAUCCUAA